This is a messenger RNA of Fomitiporia mediterranea MF3/22, 1938 nucleotides long. RefSeq lists its product as uncharacterized. The transcript has 2 exons. The coding region runs from base 95 to 1573 and encodes 492 amino acids. Lineage: Eukaryota; Fungi; Basidiomycota; Agaricomycetes; Hymenochaetales; Hymenochaetaceae. The record is from RefSeq and is a predicted model, not a curated record.
CCCUUUCGUCUCUUCACCUGCCUCACCUGUCUCCCCAGCAUCCUGCUUCCUCACUUUGUGCACGUCGCGCGGCAGUCUCUACUUCCUAGACGUCAUGCUCGAGGAAGUGACGGUGGUCGAGCCAAAUGGCAUCACUGCAAGCCUUGACGAUCUCAAGGCCCUCUCUUCUGAGUUUGGCAGGGCAGUCCCGCUUCUUGCUGAACUUGUUGCUACAAAUCACUCGAAGAAAACGGAAUCAAACCACCCGCGACGGGGGUUGAAAAGGCUACCGGAUGAUUUACUCAUAGUAAUCUUCAAGCAGGCAUAUUACUCCCUUGCUGGCUUUCCUAUCAACAUCCCCUCUGUUCGCUCAAAUCUCCUUAUUAAACGUGUGUCCCAAGUAUGCAAACGCUUCCGCUCCUUGGCUCUCUCAUGCCCGGAAUUCUGGUCCGUCAUAUACUCAUCAAUGCCAAAAGGCGAAGCGGCAUUAUGGGUAGAGCGAUCACGGUCAAAGAUAAAAGGCUCACCGGAUUGCGGGCUUACUAUCAUAAUUCACGGGAAGGACCACACACGGUUUGCUAGCGAUAUGUCCGUCGACGAUCUGCGAGAAUUUAUGGAGGCGCUUGCUCCUGCUAAAGGGCGUUGGAGAGAAUUGCGGAUAACUUCAACGCCUAGUCGACCAAUCUCGCAACUCAUGAGCGAGGUGCAGCAGCACAUCAAAGAUGACUCUGAUGAGCUUGAUUCCCUUCAGCAACUGCACCUUCAUCGCUACAAAUGGGACAGCGACGUUGAUGUGUCAUGCAACAUCAAGAAAUGGUGUGCGCCAAACUUACGACUUUUCCAUGGGACUGGCGUCGUCCCCGACGUCCCAACAAAUUUCCAGGCAGAGUCAAUCACACACCUUAGUCUCACUUGCCAAGUGAACGCGAUCCCGAACAUGUUCCUUGGCAAUGAAACGCCUUUCCCGAACCUUCGGCACCUAUUCCUCCGUAUAUUGAACGUCUCUGAUCGCGAGGCGAUCGCAUACGGACACUCAGACGAACCAAUCCGAUUACCAAGUCUUGAGACGCUCGAAGUGAUUAGUAGCAUCCCCGGCGCAUAUACGACCUUCUGGGUACUCAUAGCGCCAAGGCUCGAGGUCCCUCAUCUCGAACGGCUCUACGUACGCACGGCACUCGACAACGUCGUUGAUCUCUUCAGCCGACUCGGUUCGCACCAAUUCGCAUCACUACGCGAUUUGCGCUUCGUGUGUGAAGACUUGGGCAUUGUUCUCAUGGCGCUCCGUUCACUUUCGAAAUUCCCUCAUCUGCGGCAUGUAACAAUCGACGACUGCUGCUAUUCAUCCUACAAGCCCGCGGACUUCGCCUUCGCGUCUCUCCCGCCACUGUCCACCCUUACAUUUUCUGGUUGUCGAUUCAAUAACCUGCACGGGAUCGAGGUCCUCGCUGAACGCCUACGAUUAUGCCUCGAUUUCGAUAUGUUUGAGCGUUUGCGCAUCGAAUACUAUGAUGAGGCUGAUCUUCGAUGGGAUCGUGCUAAUAUUCUCUCACAAAACCUUGAAGGGAAAGUUGAGUUCGUCGACGCCCUUGCAUAAACUUCGUUAUGUUUUUUCUUCUAUUACAUUUCUUUUCCUCGCUGCUGUCGUUUAUGACUUACAUUCAUGUUCACGCCCGUCACGACGUCACUCUCAUAUUCUCUCACACACGUGUCCCUGCUUUCUACCACUGUCCGUCUUUCCCCGAUGUGUUUUUUUUUGUCUGGUAUUGUUUUCGGUAUUGCUUUCUUUGGGGCAUCGUACGACCCCUCCCUCACAAUAAUCGUCGUUCAUCAUAUUUCUCUCAUAUUCUUUUUAUAGGGUAUCUUGUCAUAUAUCAGGAUUCAGGCUUUGUUGGGACGGUAACACCAUAUGUAGCACCACACAUCGUCUAUCCUCCAUCUCUAUAAGUUCCUUCUCUUUGC